Aquila chrysaetos chrysaetos is the source of this 1049-nucleotide messenger RNA. It is a transcript of the gene HOXA11, whose product is annotated as homeobox A11. Gene Ontology annotation, molecular function: DNA-binding transcription factor activity, RNA polymerase II-specific; RNA polymerase II cis-regulatory region sequence-specific DNA binding. Gene Ontology annotation, cellular component: nucleus. The transcript has 2 exons. The coding region runs from base 34 to 957 and encodes 307 amino acids. NCBI's taxonomy places the organism in Eukaryota, Metazoa, Chordata, Aves, Accipitriformes, Accipitridae. The record is from RefSeq and is a predicted model, not a curated record. Gene Ontology annotation, biological process: anatomical structure development; regulation of transcription by RNA polymerase II.
CUCAGCUAAUGCGGAGAAGCCGAGGUAGCCCUAAUGAUGGAUUUUGAUGAGCGUGUUCCUUGUUCCUCUAACAUGUAUUUGCCAAGUUGUACUUACUACGUCUCGGGUCCUGAUUUUUCCAGCCUCCCUUCUUUUUUGCCCCAGACCCCGUCUUCUCGCCCUAUGACAUACUCCUACUCCUCCAACCUACCCCAGGUCCAACCUGUGAGAGAAGUUACCUUCAGGGAAUAUGCCAUUGAUCCCUCCAGUAAAUGGCACCCCAGGAACAAUCUGCCCCACUGCUACUCCGCAGAGGAGAUCAUGCACAGAGACUGCUUGCCUGCCACCAACACUGCUAGCAUGGGCGAGAUGUUCGGCAAAAACACAGCUAACGUCUACCACCCCAGCACCAACGUCUCCUCCAAUUUCUAUAGCACGGUGGGCAGGAACGGGGUCCUACCCCAGGCUUUCGACCAGUUUUUCGAGACGGCUUAUGGCACGGCGGAAAACCUGGCCUCGGCGGACUACCCGGUAGACAAGAGUGGCGAGAAGGCGCCCGCGGCCGCCGGGGCGGCGGCGGCGGCGGCGGCGGCGGCGGCGGCGGCAACUUCAAGUUCGGAGGGCGGCUGCGGCAGGGCGGCGGCGGCGGCGGCGGCGGCGGAGAAGGAGAGGCGGAGGCGGCCGGAGAGCAGCAGCAGCCCCGAGUCAUCUUCCGGCAACAAUGAGGAGAAAUCCGGCAGCUCCAGUGGACAACGUACCCGUAAAAAGAGAUGCCCGUACACCAAAUAUCAGAUUAGAGAGUUAGAAAGGGAAUUCUUCUUCAGUGUCUACAUAAACAAAGAGAAACGCCUCCAGCUCUCCCGAAUGCUCAAUCUGACCGACCGCCAAGUGAAAAUAUGGUUUCAGAACAGAAGAAUGAAAGAAAAAAAAAUUAACAGGGACCGAUUACAAUAUUACUCAGCUAAUCCACUACUUUAAAACUCACAGCGUUUUUUCAAGACGAGAUUAAAUUCAGAUUUCGCCCUUGACAAGGUCAAGCCACGGGGUUACGUGGAGGAAGGAGGUGUGUA